CAGUGGGAGGGGCUGGGGACGAGGAGCAGAGGGGGCAAGGUUCUGGGGUGGACCCAAGAUUUCUGGGAGCCCCUGGUAGGGGAUGAGGCCUGGGCGCCUCCUUGUUUUGUGUGUGUGGCGCUGACCAUUUCCACGCUUCAUCCAUUCCCUUAGCAGGCUGGAGUUGCUCCUCUGCUUUCCCCAUUUUAUUUCCAUCCGUCCGGAGACUCUGAGACUUAGGGGCAACAAAACAUAGCCAGGAAUAGGUCCCAGGACUGGCAGCUGCCCGGAUAACUGCAGCGCUAGUGUAAAUCACUGGAGCCCAACGAGUGAGAGUUCAAAGAGGAACGGACUUUGAGUCAAACUAUUUCAAACUCUUGAUUUGUGUUGACACCUUUUAAACUUCAACAGCAUAUUAACAUUUGGGCUGAAGGAAGCUUUAAAGAUACAACACUCUUGUUCUUGGAUCAUGAUGUCUUCUGUUCGCCCUAGAUUCCCAUGCUUUGCUCAAGCCAGACUUGACCUUCUUCCUGCUAUUGUGGAGAUAAACCAUGAGCAGCAAGAAACUGUUUUUUUGUCUCUGGCUGCCUGAGUCCUCUUCUUAGUGUCAUAUUUCUGGGCUGUUCAGCCCAAGAAUCCCAUCUGAUCAGAUGAAGCAAAAUGCAGGACAAUGUAGCACUUUAAAGACUAACAAGAUGGUUUAUUAGAUGAUGAGCUUUCGUGGGCCAGACCCACUUCCUCAGAUCAAAAAACCUGGUCAGAUGUUUAGGGAAAGCAACUGUGAAAGGAACAUGAAUCUGGAUGACAAAAUAUUGGUAUUUUGGGAAGCUUUUCAAGGAGUGCACCAAGCAGUAAGCGCAGGGCCAGCCAGGCUGGUGUGUUGUUGUAGGGAUGUUCACAACCACUGGGCUGACCAGGCUGCUGUGUUCAUCAGCACAAUGCUGGUGAGCUGAGGUAGGAUUGUUCAUGAGUACCUGACUGUCUGUGCUGAUGUGUUGUGGCAGGGCUGUUUGUGAGCAUUGCGUUGGCGUUGCUCAUUUGUUGUGGUGGGAUUGUUUGUGAGCCCUGGGCUAGUUUGUUGUGGUAAGAUUGUGAGCACUGGGCCCAUCUGGCUGGGGUGUUGUGGUAGGGUUGUUCGUGAACGCUGAGCUAUUCCUAUUUCCCAUUAUUAUUUUCUAUUGUGAGGGAGACAUUAAUCUUCUUUUAAAGCCCCCUCCACAUCCCACCCAUCACUCCUAGGCUGCCACCUGCAGGCAACAUCAGGGCCUCCUGCUGCAGUGGUUGAACAGUCAUUAAACCCCCCUCCCUGUGCAUCCUCCAGGCUGAGAGCAGUGAUCCAGGCCCCCCUAUGCCUGCUGCACCACACCUGUCGCCAGGUUCCCUGGAGGCAGCUGCCAAAGAUCCCCGCCCGCGCAGCCAGCUGCAGCCCAGCCCUGCUGUCCUGUGCCCCCUGGCAACCUGGCAUCAUGGCUGCUACUGCGCUUAAGCCCCUCAUUGCGGUGUGCCAGCUCACCUCCACGCCUGACAAGGAGCAGAACUUCACCAGCUGCUCGCGGCUCGUCCGAGAGGCAGCGCAACGUGGGGCUUGCGUUGUCUUCCUCCCUGAGGCCUUCGACUUCAUUGGCAGCAGCAAGCAAGAGACCUUGAGCCUGGCUGAGAGCCUGGAGGGAGAUCUGAUUAUGAGAUACGCCGGCCUGGCCAGGGAGUGUGGGGUGUGGCUGUCUCUGGGUGGUUUCCAUGAGAGAGGUGAGGACUGGGCCAGCACCCAGAGGGUUUAUAACUGCCACCUGCUCCUGGAUGCCACAGGGCACGUCGUGGCCACGUACAGGAAGAUCCACCUUUGCGACGUGGAGCUGCAGGGGCGAGUGUCUAUGAAGGAGAGCAACUUCACCAACCCUGGGCCCGAGAUUGUGCCACCUGUGAGCACCCCUGCUGGGAAGGUCGGCCUUGCCAUCUGCUAUGAUCUGCGAUUCCCGGAAAUCUCUCUGGCGCUAACGCAGAAGGGGGCAGAGAUUCUUACCUACCCAUCAGCCUUCACGGUGACCACAGGCUCUGCCCACUGGGAGGUGCUGCUGCGUGCCCGUGCCAUCGAGACUCAGUGCUACGUGGUGGCGGCGGCUCAGACCGGGAAGAACCACGAACGCCGCACCUCCUACGGCCACGCCAUGGUGGUGGACCCCUGGGGCAGCGUGAUCGCCCAGUGCCAGGAGGGACCAGGCCUGUGCUAUGCGGAGAUCGACCUGGCCUACCUGCACUGCAUCCGCCAGGAGAUGCCAGUCUGCACCCACCGCCGGACCGAUCUGUAUGGCAGGGUCACCGUGCUGAGGGAGCCCCCACUUCCUUGAGGCGCUGCCAGCCUAGCUGUGCUCCAUACGCAGGGAGCAGAGACUCCUCCCAGCAUCACUCCACCCUGGGCAGACCCAGUGACUCAUUUAGUGACGAGAUGGGUUGCUGAGGCUGCUGGAGGUCUCUCCCCACUUGUGCCCUCUGAGGGGCAGCGUGGAACUGCAGCACCAUCUCCUCCUGCCCUAGGGAAGAAGAAAGAUUUCCCAAGAGUGAAAGGAGCAGCUGUGGGCCCCCAGGCAGCUGCCGCCUCACCGAAGCAUUCGCAGGGGGGCUCCAGUAGCUGAGCUGCUUGGGGUGGGGGAACCCCUGCAGCUGCUGGUUAAACCCCAGCUCAGAGCAGCAACACGGUUCUGGAGGAGGCUGGAGCUGAGCUGCUGUCACAUCUGUUCCACCUCAGUAAAUGCUAGAGCUGUAAACUACCUGCUGCCUUGUUACUACCUCCCUGCCCUACGGUCUCCUGCCAGAGUGAGGGGGGUGUGUGAAUUUCCCAGGUAUGGGGAGGGGGAAGGAUGCAGGACAACUGAUGCUCUCCACCCCGCACAGUCCCCCUCUGCUUUGUGUUUAGAAGUGUCUGGGUAGGAAGCUAAGAGGGAAAGGGGUCACACUCAAGGGGAUGGGCCUGGUUUUCUCCAUGCUUCUGCCUCCGUGAGGCCUGGGCUGCUUCACCUUUUGAGUCCGCAGGGUCCAGGAGCAAGGAACCGCUCACUGGUUAUAGCCCCACAAAGCUGCUCCAAGACCAUAGGCAGGUCCCUUUCCCCUCUCGCCCAGGCCCCUACCGCUCUGCAGAAUCUUCAGGGGGAAAAGCUCCAUGUCAGCAUGAGACCAGCAGCCUGGUGAAGGGUUGAGAGCAACUCUCAGCAAUGGAAGUAACAGCUGAGCCAAAGCCCUGGACACCAGUCCCACAGUGGGGCAAGGCAGGGGAACUGGGUCAUCUUUCCGCUGUACCUCUCACUUAUAGGCUCAGUAUCUCCCCACCUCCACAGGCAGGGAAAACUUGCCCUGCCCAAGCAGCAUCUCCCAUCCCUUCUUGGAAGCCCUGCCUUGCACCUAAACUACUGUCCCUCUUGUGUUACUUUCUCCUCCUGGCCUAUGGAAAGCAAGGCCCAAAGACCACCCAGUUAGCAGGAAGCAGACUCCCAGCCCCAGGAAAGGGACGGUCUCUCCAGUAGUUAGAGCAGGGAGCCUGGCUUCUAUUCCCAGCUGGUAGAGACUUCCCCCACCUCUUCUACACGAGCACAGGGUCUGCUGUCUGUUCCGGCCCCCGACAUGAGACCUUAGGGAGGGCACUGCUGUUCUGGCCCUCAGGUUUGUGUUGGUAGAACAGGGCAUCCGUUGGUCUUCCUCCCAGGAGGAGCAUAGGGGUUCAGUCAAAUGCAGCAGGUCCAGCCCUAACUUACCUCAGGUGCAUUAGCUGAGCCAGUGCAAUAAAUCAAUCAGUGCCUGCCCCUCCCCCCAUGGCAGCUACAGGCUGAUAGAGCCUGCAGCAGCUCCGGCUUCACACAAGUCCUAUUUUUUAAUUGAAUGUAAAGACAGAUAACUACAGUCAGCCCAGAGUUAUUUACUCAGAGCAGAAGCAUCUUGGAGCAGGGUUCUGGACCAGCAUCUUGGACCAGGAUUCUGCUGUGAACAUUGCUAAUGAACAGAUACUGGAGGUUCCUGAGGUAAGGAGGGCAGCUCUCACCUAGGGCAGUUUUUCCCAGCUGGAGCUGGCUGCAGACUCAGGCAGACAUCCCUGCCUCGGGCUUUCUGGUUCUGGGGCGGAAUUCGUCAGCAAAGAGGACGAUUCUUUAGCCAUGCAACCCCCAGAAAGAACCCUGAUGGCUCCUGGCACCUUUUCCCCAGCACAGUGUCUUUAACUGCAGUGCAGAUGUGACAAUAUGGAGGAUCACACCUUCACAAAACCCAAAAGCAGGCCCGAGCUGAGGCCAGCUGGAUACAGUUAACAAUGCUCUGAGCCUUGGCAGAGCCUGGCCAGUUAGGAUUUUGAAAACAAGAUGAAAAAAUGCUACAGGUCCCCCCUGAAGGAAACAGGAAGAGGCCAGAUAGCGCACACCAAAACAAAACAUCCCAACCAGCUGGAAAGGAACAGAAGUGACCCUCCUCAGCAGGUGGGUCUGGACCUGCAUACAAAGCAGUUAAGGAGGCAGACGCGAUGCAGUAGAUGUUUAUUUCAAGAAAACUGAAAGCUACAUGGGGAUUAUGACGUAUAUUGGAAAUUUAAAAAAUACAGAAGA
Messenger RNA from Pelodiscus sinensis (Chinese soft-shelled turtle), 4559 nucleotides. NCBI's taxonomy places the organism in Eukaryota, Metazoa, Chordata, Testudines, Trionychidae. The record is from RefSeq and is a predicted model, not a curated record.